CGGCAUCUAACAAUCGUAAGAGAACACGCUAGCUAGCAAUAUUUACUGUCUAUAUAAUUUUAGUUAUAUAGUUAGCUAAUGUUGACCAUUUAGGUAGCGAGGUAGCUUAAUUUAAACCCGUGAUAAAUAUUUUAUUUUGACUAGCUUCUGUUUUUGUGUUCACUGACAAUACCACGACAUGCCUCCGAAAAAGAAAGGGGGCAAGAAGUCUGCAAAGAAAGGCAAGACGCCCACGGUUGUAGAUGGCCUUUCUACAGAGGAAAUGUCGAAGGAGCAGCUGGAGGAGCACAUUGUCCGCCUGCGGGAGGAGCUGGACAGGGAGCGGGAGGAGCGCAACUACUUCCAGUUGGAGAGGGACAAGAUCCACACUUUCUGGGAGAUCACCAAGAGGCAGUUGGAGGAGAAGAAAGCUGACCUCAGAAACAGAGACAGAGAAAUGGAGGAGUCUGAGGAGCGACAUCAAGUGGAAAUCAAGGUUUAUAAACAGAAGGUGAAGCACUUGCUGUAUGAGCACCAGAACAGUCUCUCGGAACAGAAGACGGAGGGGGUCGUUAACACCAAAUUGAUGCAGAAAGAGCACGCGGAGUUGGAGAACGAGUUACGUAAAGGCAUGCGCGGUCUUAGAGUGGAUAUCAAAGAGCAGGAGCUAUCUAACGAAAAUCUAGUUAAGAGUCUGAAGCUGAAACACGAUGAAGAAAUGACCAACAUGAGACAUGAUUUUGAAAGACAAGUGCGAGAAAUUGAGGAGAAGUAUAACAAGAAAAUGCAGGUGUUGCGGCAGGAUCUGGAUCUGAGGCGUAAAACAGAGAUCCACGAAAUCGAAGAGAGGAAGAACAGCCAGAUCAACACACUAAUGAACAAUCACGAAAAGGCCUUCAGCAACAUAAAGAACUACUACAACGACAUCACACUCAACAACCUGGCACUCAUCAACUCACUGAAAGAGCAGCUGGAGGAGAGGAAGAAGAAGGAGGACCGGCUGGAGAAGGAAAUGGCGGAGGUCCUGCAGCAGAAUAAGCGGCUGACCGAGCCCCUGCAGAAGGCCAGGGAGGAGGUGUCCGAACUGCAGAGGCAGAUGGCUAACUACAAGAAAGACAAGACCUCUCUGGCGGGGGCAAAAGCACGUUUGAAGGUAGCAGAGAAGGAGAUGAAAGAUUUGAAAUGGGAACAUGAAGUGCUGGAACAGAGAUUUCAGAAGGUUCAGGAUGAAAGGGACGAGCUGUAUGAGAAGUUCACGCAGGCCAUCCUGGAGGUACAACAGAAGAGUGGCUUCAAGAACCUGCUUCUGGAGAAGAAACUGAGUGCCCUGAAUGAAGUGCUGGAGAGGAAGGAGGUGCAGCUCCACGAGGUCAUCUCUGCCUCCAAUCUGGACCAUUCGGCCCUGAACGUGGUGACUCGCAAAGUGGAGGAUGUUUUGGAAUCCAAAAAUGUUGCCAUCAAAGAUUUACAGUAUGAGCUGGCUCGAGUUUGUAAGGCCCAUAAUGACUUGCUGUGGACAUAUGAGGAAAAGCUUAAAGCCAUGGGGAUCCCUGUGGAGGAACUGGGAUUCAAGCGCCUGGAGAGCAGCAUGCUUGGCCAAACUCUAGGCCAGGGGUCUGCAGGACUAGUGUCUGCUCCAACAUGAACUUCAUCACCCAUGAAUAUGUAAUAAUUCUCUGUAAAUCUGACUCUCAAGGUUUCAGUCAGACUGAAAAGAUGUAGUUGCUAAAAUCCUAAACUUGUUCUUCUUCUCCCUGAGUAUUUUAGUCGCUGUAUUUACCUGAAAACCGAUGAUAUGCUUUUCUACAUUUGAAAAUCUAAAUUAAUAAACCUGCUUACUGUCUUUCCCACAGAAUGAAGAGUUUGCUUCUCCAGAUAGAACAUACCCAAGCUCAUUUAGAAAAAAAUGUGUAAAUAUCAUAGUAAUGCAGGAGAUGAAAUGCAAGUGCUGAGCUUAACUGGAGACACAUCAUGGAAACAAAGUAUAAACCAAUGCCUUGCUAGCCAUGAAGUACUUACACAGUAACUCAUUGAAGGAUCAUCAGUAGCACAUUCCAGCAAGAGCAACCCGGGUGUUUAUUUAACUGUGAUUUGAGGAAAGUGUUCAUGUCAUGAAGUGAGCUGCAGUUGGAGUGAUGGAUUAACCAUAUGCUUUUUGUCCUGUUAUACAGUACUUGGUCUUCAUCACCCACUGAUUAAGAAGAUUAUAUAAAAGAUGUAAACAAUAAAAUGUUAAAAUGCUUGCAUUACACAGGGGAGAAGGUACUGUGGGAGAACUAACCAAUGACUAGUAAGAUGAUGAACCAUUAGCAAAGUGAAAACUACACAAUACAUGCUUAUGAAUGUUGUCUUUUCUGGUCCAGUGUGAAAACUUUCAAUUUACAUGAACAAGGAUCACAGGUGCACUGCAAGGGAGACAUCAUUAUUCAUUACAAUUAUAAAUUGUGGCCUUUUGUUUAUAAAACAAAGUAGACAUGUAUUAAUAGGGUUGAUAUUAUGACAGAAUCAUUAAAAAUAAAAGAGUC
This is a messenger RNA of Megalops cyprinoides (Indo-Pacific tarpon), 2504 nucleotides long. RefSeq names its product dynein regulatory complex subunit 4-like. The record is from RefSeq and is a predicted model, not a curated record. NCBI's taxonomy places the organism in Eukaryota, Metazoa, Chordata, Actinopteri, Elopiformes, Megalopidae. The transcript has 11 exons. Gene Ontology annotation, biological process: flagellated sperm motility. Gene Ontology annotation, cellular component: motile cilium; microtubule; Golgi apparatus. Gene Ontology annotation, molecular function: small GTPase binding; microtubule binding. Bases 179 to 1624 code for a protein of 481 amino acids.